AUGCUCCUCCUUACCAGAAGAAACCUAAUUCCCCUGAAAUCCAUCAUCUCCAACCCUCUUUCGAUCCUCGCCACCCGCUUCCUUUCCACCCAACCAAAUCCGCUCCAAAAUUUCUCUCAUGAUGGAGAAACCCGAGACCACCAAGUUGAAGAACUCGAACCCAUUAGCGUAUCAAACACCUCGUACUGGACCAGAAAGAUUCACGACCUCUGCAACAAGCACAGGAGGGUCGACGAAGCCCUCCGUAUCCUCGAAAGCCUUCGUCUCCGCGGCUACCAGCCGGAUUCUCUCAACCUAAGUAGCAUAGUCCACGGGCUUUGUCUGGUCAAUCGGUUCAAGGAAGCGCACCACCGGUUUGCUCUGUUCGUGGACUCUGGCUGUAUCCCUGAUGAGCGCACUUGUAAUGUCAUUAUCGCUAGGUUGCUCGAUUCGAGAUGCCCAGCUGAUAGUUUGAACAUUCUGUGGCUUUUGGUUGAUGCUAAGCCGGAGUUUGUUCCUUCCUUGGUUAAUUACAACCGGCUGAUUUAUCAAUUUUCCGAGGUUUCGCAGCCGGGAGUUGGGCAUCGGUUGUUUUUCGAUAUGGUGAGUAGAGGGCAUCGCCCAAAUGUGGUUUCUUUCACGACUUUGAUUGAUGGGUAUUGUAAGAUUGGGGAAGUUGGUCUUGCGUAUAAAGUGUUCGAUGAAAUGACUGAAUAUGGCCGGGUGGUGCCUAAUUCGCUCACUUACAGUGUGUUGAUUCGGGGAGUAUUAAGGAGACGAGAGGUUGAAAAGGGGAAAGAACUAAUGAGGUUGCUCUGGACGAGGAUGAAGGAGGAAGAGGAUCAAUCCGUGAAUGCAGCUGCUUUUGCGAAUUUGAUUGAUUCUUUGGGUAGAGAAGGGUUUUACAACGAGGUUUUUGACAUUGCUGAAGGAAUGCCCCAAGGCGAGAGUGUAGAUGAAGUUUUUGCUUAUGGGCAUAUGAUUGAUUCGCUUUGCAGAGUAGGAAGAAGCCAUGGUGCUUCAAGGGUUGUUUAUAUAAUGCGAAAGAGAGGAUUUGUUCCCAGCCAAGUAUCGUAUAACUCUAUUGUCCACGGACUAUGCAAGGAGAGGGGUUGCAUGAGGGCAUUUCAGCUGUUGAAAGAAGGGGUCGAGUUUGGUUACAUGCCAUCUGAGUAUACUUACAAGGUACUGUUGGAAGGUCUCUGUGAGGAAAUUGACAUAUGCAAAGCGAAAGAAGUUCUAGACAUUAUGCUGAAUAAGCCAGGGGUGGACAAAACUAGAAUAUAUAAUAUAUACUUGAGAGCACUUUGCCAGUUGAAUAAUCCCACUGAACUCCUGAAUGUGGUUGUUACCAUGCUACAGAUUAAUUGUCAACCUGAUGUCUUCACUCUUAACACGGUCGUCAAUGGACUUUGCAAGGCUCAAAGGCUUGAUGAAGCCUUAAAGGUACUGAACGAUAUGAUAUCAGGAAGGUUUUGUGCUCCUGAUGUUGUAACCUUCACCACCAUCAUAAGUGGGCUAUUGGCUGCUGGAAGAAACCAUGAAGCUCUUCAACUGUUGAAUGAAGUAAUGCACAGAAUUGGUGUUAGACCUAAUGUUGUGACAUAUAAUGCAGUUAUUCGUGGUCUAUUCCGACUCAGGUUAUCAAAUGAUGCUAUGGCUAUGUUCGAGCAAAUGAAAAUUGAUCAUGUGGAUGCAGACAGUACAACUUAUAGUAUAGUGAUUGGUGGGUUGUGCGAGUCGGACCAAAUAGAGAUGGCCAAGAGUUUCUGGACUGAUGUUGUGUGGCCUUCUAAGAUUCAUGAUAAUUUUGUUUAUGCAGCCAUUCUCAAGGGACUUUGUAGGUGUGGCAAAUUGAACGAGGCAUGUGAUUUCCUAUAUGAAUUGGUUGAUUUCGGGGUCACUCUGAACACUGUGAGCUACAAUAUUGUGGUUGAUGCUGCAUGCAAGUUAGGGAUGGCAAGAGAAGCUUAUCAGAUGAUGAGAGAGAUGCGGAAAAAUGGGCUGGAACCUGAUGCCAUAACUUGGCGGAUUCUUGACAAAUUGCAUGUCAGUCUAGAGAAUGAUUGUGAUCUACGAUUAUCAACUCUUAAACCCUGA
This is a messenger RNA of Linum tenue, 2079 nucleotides long. Lineage: Eukaryota; Viridiplantae; Streptophyta; Magnoliopsida; Malpighiales; Linaceae. The record is from the annotation of a GenBank genome assembly.